AUGUCGGACGACGAGGACUUCAUGCAAGAGUCCGACGAGGAAUAUGACUUCGAGUACGAGGAAGACGACGAUCAGGACAGCGGCGAUGUCGACAUCGAGAACAAAUACUACAAUGCCAAGCAGCUGAAGCUCACGGACCCGGACGAUGCCAUUGCCGAGUUUCUGGGCAUCCCGGCGCUGGAGGAGGAAAAAGGCGAAUGGGGCUUCAAAGGCCUAAAACAGGCCAUCAAGCUCGAGUUCAAGCAGGGCCGCUACGAUAAGGCCGCCGACCACUAUGCCGAGCUCCUCACCUACGUCAAGUCGGCCGUCACGCGCAACUACUCCGAAAAGUCCAUCAACAACAUGCUCGACUUUGUCGAAAAGGCCGUCGACAGCACGCAAGCCGGCGAGAGUAUCGAGAGAUUUUACUCUUUGACGUUGCAGAGCUUUCAAAGCACCAACAAUGAGCGGUUAUGGCUGAAGACGAACCUGAAGCUCGCCAAGCUGCUACUGGACCGUAAGGAAUACGGCGCUGCGGUGAAGAAACUGCGAGACCUUCACAAGGCCUGCCAGCGCCCUGACGGCUCCGACGACCCCAGCAAGGGCACCUAUUCGCUCGAGAUUUAUGCCCUCGAGAUCCAAAUGUUUUCCGAGACUAAGAACACGAAGCAGCUCAAGGCCCUGUACAACCGCGCCCUCGAGGUCAAGUCGGCGGUGCCUCACCCUCGCGUCAUGGGCAUCAUACGCGAAUGCGGCGGCAAGAUGCACAUGAGCGAAGAGAACUGGCACGCGGCCCAGAGCGACUUUUUCGAGUCGUUCCGCAACUACGACGAGGCCGGCUCCCUCCAGCGUAUCCAGGUGCUCAAGUACCUGCUUCUCGCGACCAUGCUCAUGAAGUCCGACAUCAACCCCUUCGACUCGCAAGAGACCAAACCAUACAAGUCAGAUCCCCGGAUCUUGGCCAUGACGGAACUCGUCGAUGCGUUCCAGCGAGACGACAUCCACGGGUACGAGAAGGUGCUGCAACGCAAUCAGGGCAUCCUCGACGACCCAUUCAUUGCCGAGAACAUUGACGAGGUCACUCGCAACAUGAGGACCAAGGCGGUCCUCAAAAUCAUUGCACCGUACACGCGAAUGCGGCUGUCGUGGAUCGCCCAGCAGCUCCAGGUCUCGACUGUCGAGGUCCAGGAUAUCAUCGGGUUUCUAAUUGUAGAUGGCAUGAUCAAGGGCUGUGUCAAUCAGAAAGACGGCACUCUGAUCAUGGAGACGAAUGCCGAUGUCGAACGCACCCAGGCUCUACGAAACCUCAGCUCGUCUAUCCAAGACCUCUUCGGUGUCGUCUUCAAAGACGGCGACGGCUUUAAGAACCUCGAACAAGGAGCAGAGGAGAACAGCCUGGAGGCAGUCCAGGGUCUCUCGAGCCGUAAGGCGGCCCGAAUGCGAGAGAACCAACGGACCAAGAAAGGCAGAGGACUAGCGCAGCUCGUGUAG
Purpureocillium lilacinum is the source of this 1470-nucleotide messenger RNA. RefSeq lists its product as uncharacterized. Gene Ontology annotation, biological process: protein deneddylation. Gene Ontology annotation, cellular component: COP9 signalosome. NCBI's taxonomy places the organism in Eukaryota, Fungi, Ascomycota, Sordariomycetes, Hypocreales, Ophiocordycipitaceae. The record is from RefSeq and is a predicted model, not a curated record.